CGACUUCCAUCUGCCCUUUAUAUUUCAUCACCCUCGCGUCCACGCAGGAAUUGCAGCUACCGUACACUACCAACACCUGCAACCAACUCGCCAUGUCUGAAAGAAUUAAAGCGACAGCGAAAGAGGAAGCUGAGCGCGUUCGCGAUCUCGCGACAGAGGCGGCUCGCUCAGGCGCAUACAUCUACCCGGUGAAGGGUAUCUACUACUUCAUCUCCCACCGCAGCCUGUGGAAGCCCCUCAUGUCGAAGCUAGCUCCCAUCAUCAGUACGGGCGUCGGCGUCACGACCUUCAUGUUCUUCUUCACAUACCUCCCUCAAGCCGCUAUCCUGGCUAUCUUCAACGGCCCUCUUGCGGCUCUCACUACCAUACUUCUUGUCCUCAGCGAAAGCUCCACCAUUUCGAAUAUCAUGAGUAGGACUUUGUUCAUUGAAGAUGCUCUCGUUGACACCUUCGAUGGGACUUUGGUUUCGCGCAACAUGACCUCCUUGGUUUCGGAGGGGCGGCAGCUCCGCCCUGGCAGCGACCCGAUGGGCAAACUCGGGAAGCUCCUUAAGAAGCCAUUCGCACGCUUCUCGCCAGACGCCAUAAUCCGAUACAUCAUCUACCUUCCCCUCAACUUCAUACCUGUCGUCGGUACAGUCUUGUUCGUCAUUCUCCAGGGUAGAAAGGCCGGCCCGAAUGCGCACACGAGGUACUUCCAGCUCAAGGGCAUGAACAACAGGCAGAAGGAGGAGUAUAUUGAACAGAGGAAGGCGGCUUACACAAGCUUUGGUGUCCCCGCCGUUCUGCUCGAGCUUAUCCCUAUUGCUGGCCUGUUCUUUGCUUUCACUAACACUGUGGGAGCGGCCCUGUGGGCCGCAGAUCUGGAGCAGCGUGGAACCACCGCCCCUGGUCUCAGAGACCAAGCGAAGAAAGCGGAAUGAUACGAUGGAGUGUCAUGCGGCUUGUAGCCUGACGGGAAGUAGCCUAUCAUUAUAGAACCACUUCAAUACCCAAUCGAUGAAAGUUUGC
Messenger RNA from Aplosporella prunicola CBS 121167, 1011 nucleotides. RefSeq lists its product as uncharacterized. The transcript is spliced from 4 exons. Lineage: Eukaryota; Fungi; Ascomycota; Dothideomycetes; Botryosphaeriales; Aplosporellaceae. Gene Ontology annotation, cellular component: prospore membrane; ascospore wall; lipid droplet. The coding region runs from base 93 to 923 and encodes 276 amino acids. The record is from RefSeq and is a predicted model, not a curated record.